CUGGGCGCGGUAAACGCAGGGACGCGGCGCACUGGGGGACGCGGCCAGGCGCCCAUGGCGUUCGCGCUGCUGCGCCCCGUCGGUGCGCACGUGCUGUACCCGGACGUGAGGCUGCUGAGCGAGGACGAGGAGAACCGAAGCGAGAGCGACGCGUCCGACCAGUCGUUCGGCUGCUGCGAGGGCCUGGAGGCGGCGCGGCGCGGCCCGGGUCCCGGGGGCGGGCGGCGGGCGGGCGGCGGCGCCGGCCCGGUGGUGGUGGUGAGACAGCGGCAGGCGGCCAACGCGCGGGAGCGGGACCGCACGCAGAGCGUGAACACGGCCUUCACGGCGCUGCGCACGCUCAUCCCCACCGAGCCGGUGGACCGCAAGCUGUCCAAGAUCGAGACGCUGCGCCUGGCGUCCAGCUACAUCGCACACCUGGCCAACGUGCUGCUGCUGGGCGACGCGGCGGAGGACGGCCAGCCUUGCUUCCGUGCGGCGGGCAGUGCCAAGAGCGCGGCUCCUGCCACCCCCGACGGCGGCCGCCAGCCGCGCUCCAUCUGCACCUUCUGCCUCAGCAACCAGCGCAAGGGGGGUGGCCGUCGUGACCUUGGGGGCAGCUGCUUGAAGGUGAGGGGGGUGACCCCCCUACGAAUGUCAAGGAGAUGAACCUGGACCCCUGUGCCACUUGCUCCAAGCAGGACCCUGGAGAAGGAAGCCAGCGGCCAGCAAAGACCCCAAGAGCUCCACCCAGUCCUCUUUUGUGUGGGGACCGGAGGACAAUGACCUGGGCCCAUGACCUUCUGGGCAGGCCCUUUGGGACAGCUCCACCCCACGCUGAGGAGCUGUGAGGACUCAUCCAGCAGGCCCCAACCCUGGCUGGUCAGAGAUUGGGCAGAACUUUUGGAAAAACAAAGACUAUUGGUGACAGAGAAUGUGUGCAUG
Messenger RNA from Condylura cristata (star-nosed mole), 924 nucleotides. It is a transcript of the gene TCF15, whose product is annotated as transcription factor 15 (basic helix-loop-helix). Bases 55 to 648 code for a protein of 197 amino acids. The record is from RefSeq and is a predicted model, not a curated record. Gene Ontology annotation, molecular function: DNA-binding transcription factor activity, RNA polymerase II-specific; protein dimerization activity; RNA polymerase II transcription regulatory region sequence-specific DNA binding. NCBI's taxonomy places the organism in Eukaryota, Metazoa, Chordata, Mammalia, Eulipotyphla, Talpidae. The transcript has 2 exons. Gene Ontology annotation, biological process: developmental process; regulation of transcription by RNA polymerase II.